This is a messenger RNA of Asterias rubens (European starfish), 1985 nucleotides long. RefSeq names its product retinoschisin-like. The record is from RefSeq and is a predicted model, not a curated record. Bases 158 to 730 code for a protein of 190 amino acids. NCBI's taxonomy places the organism in Eukaryota, Metazoa, Echinodermata, Asteroidea, Forcipulatida, Asteriidae. The transcript is spliced from 6 exons.
GAUGAUGAGAGAAGCGAAAAUUGUUUUUGUUAACUUGUUGUGGACAUUAUUAUGGAAUAUGUACUUUGGACUAACUGGUAAUCAUUGAAACUAUUGAGAAAAGUGAGAGAAGUUCCUUUUCAAACAACGACACGGGCGAGAAGAGGGCGACCCUACAAUGACGUUACUACUGCGUGCUCUCAACCUCGUUCCCAUCCUACUCCUGGCGUUCGGGCUCCCGUGUAUUCAGUCCAAGGCUCUUUUUGAUUUUGCCAAGGCUUACGGUGACGUGUGUGGACUUCCGCUGAGCUCCGAAGUUAAGGAUGGGAGCAUUACGGCGUCGUCCAGCAUGGUUGGGUACCAGCCAGAACAGGUCCGCUUCCAGAAGUUGAACUAUGUGGGCUGGAGACCAGCAUUGAGCAACCGAUUGCAGUGGCUACAGGUUGAACUUCCACGGACGAUUUAUGUGACAGGGAUACUAACACAGGGUAACACCCAAAUCGACAACUACGUCACGCAGUAUAAGAUAGAGUACAGCCUGGAUUUGAAGCAUUGGGCGUGCUUAAUGGAUAUGCACGGCUACCCAAAGAUUUUUACCGGGAAUUCGGACCAUACUUCAACUCACUUGAACAAGUUUCGCCCGGCGGUCCUUGCUCGGUACAUUCGUUUUGUUCCGGUAGAAUGGGUCAAUAAAAUUGGCUUGAAGAUGGAGAUAUUUGGUGGAGGUUGUGCCGAAUGCUGGGAAAAGUAAACACAGAAGAAUAAAAAACACGUGCGGUUCUAGCUUCACAGUUCGCAUCAUUCAAAUAAAUCAAAUAAAUUCAGUGUGUAAGUAGCAUAAAUUCCCGAGUGUUGACUUAAUGUACGUAACGUUAAUUUUGGUGCAUGGGAAGAAUACGUUGUGUAUUGUAGAAAGUAAAAUAUCAUGUACAUUACCGUGAAGAAACACUAAACACAAAGAUAUUUGGGGACUUUUGGGAGUGAAGUUUUGAAGAAAUAAAACAAUAUUUUAAUUGGUUUAAAAGGCGGCCCGGGGAAACAAGUAAUCGCUGAUAAAUAUUGAUCUAGUGGGAUUCAAGGGUGGGUUGGAUCGGAGUGGAAAAUUCGGGUUGAGAACAGAGAGGGUGUUUGAAAAAAGUAUUUAAACAAUAACAAUGGUUAUUAAUUUAUAAAGUAACACCAAACUUAAAAACUUUGUAAAAUUAUCGAAAUUUUAUUUCAAAAUCUGUACACGUAACAAUCCGUGGUAGAGUAUUAAAUUAAUGGAGUUGGAUUAACGGAUUAAUGGAUUAAAAAGGUAUAUGAAAGGGAUUUUGUGGUUGGGUUGGAGUGGACAUGAGAUUCCAGGAUUUGAAAACAGAGGGGGUAAGAGUAACUAAAAUUAUAACAAUAAUACAUUUUUAAAAUAAUAAAUAUUAUUCAUUUAGAAUGUAAUUUUAAAAUGUAGAAAUUGACGUAUAUUUAAAAUUUUAUUUAAAUGUCUAUAUGAAGAAAUAACAAUCCUAGGUAGGUAUGGGAUUUAUGGAUUCGAUGAAUGGAUUGCCGGAUUAAGUGGAUUUUGAGGGUGGUUUGGAUUGUGGCAAGGGAUAUCUUGGGGGUGUCUUAAUCAGUAUGCCAACAAUCUGCAUAUGAUAAUAAUUCAAAUAUAUUUCAGACAUAAUAAUUUAAGAAAGUAAUGCUACAACUUGAAAGUAGUUUCAAAUCUAUUUUUAAAAGGUGGGAUCAUACUUUGGUAAUGACCCCAAAAAGAAAUUGUGUAAUUUGUUAUCCAAAAACCUAAAUGGUACUAAGCAUCAUGUGAAAUUACUUUGACUCAAGAGCCCUUGUUGAGUAAAAAUAAAUAAAAUUCUAAAAUAAUGUCCGAAGAUUGCUUUUAGGUGACUUCUGGAAAUUAUUGUGGUGUCCUUUUGAAUGUUGUCCUCUUCAAGGUAGUGGUCACUAUUGGUAAUUACUCAAAAUAAUUAUUAGCAUAAAAACUCACUUGGUAACGAGUAAUGUGGAGAGGU